GAUUUUCUCUUGCUGGUUUAAUUAGUUUCCUUUUAUUGCCGAUCGGAGGGGGUUAAAGUCGCCCCGGCCAGGCCACGGGCUAUCAGUCUCUAUUGAGAGCUUUUUUUUUUUUUUUUUCCCCUUUAAAUACAAGUGAGUUUGGAGAAAAGAAAGAGGGGGAGAGGGGGGCAGAGUCACUUUUUUCAGCGCAGGAAAAGGUUCGAAGGGCAUUUAGACAAGCCACCUCGCUGAGCCCGGCCGCUCGCUGCCCGGGAGACGUGCGCCCAGCCCAUUUUACGUGUGACGAUUUCGGGGGUAAAGAGAGCAAGUUUUUUUCUCCUGGGCAAACUGCAGAUUCUCCCUCUUCCCCUUAAAAAAUUCCGCAGCCCGCCUUGUCUUGCAGGUACGUUGAACCCGUCUCGUUUUUAACUAUUGUAGACAUUUUUUUUUAAGAAAAUGGAAAGCAGGAAGAGCGUGCGGGCCCUAUAGUUUGACCUCUUUUGGCCUGGGAGAAACAACCCAGGAUGCGUUUCUAGGGGACCGGAACGGGAUUUUCAAAGCUGUCUCUGGAUUACAGGGGAAGCGCUCUUAAAAGCAAUCCAAUGGUUUUCCCCCAGGCUUUUCGGCAAAGGAAACUUCCUUCCUUCCCAAUCUGGACUUUUUGCUUGCUUGUUUGUUUCGAAGUGCCUGGGGCCUUGUGUGCACGAGAGUGUUGUUUUCGGUGAGAAUACUUGUCAAACUCUUCUUUAGCAUGGCGCUUUGCUCCCGAAUCAGACGCCGGCAGCCAAACUUGUCCCCUCUCGUAGAGUAGGAAGCAGCUGGGCGCCGGGGCUGUUGGGGGAGCCAGGAAGAACCCAGGUUGGGAUCGACUCCUCUGGCCAUGCUUGCUGCUACCUGUAAUAAGAUCGGCAGCCCCAGCCCGUCUCCCUCCUCCCUCUCGGACAGCUCUUCUUCCUUCGGUAAAGGCUUCCACCCCUGGAAACGUUCCUCGUCGUCCUCCUCCGGCAGCUGCAACGUAGUGGGUUCCAGUCUCUCAAGCUUCGGCGUGUCGGGGGCCUCCAGGAACGGCGGCUCGUCCUCGGCGGCCGCGGCGGCCGCGGCAGCGGCGGCGGCGGCCGCAGCCCUGGUGUCCGAUUCGUUCAGUUGCGGUGGCUCGCCGGGCUCCAGCGCCUUCUCACUAACCUCCAGCAGCGCCGCCGCCGCCGCCGCGGCUGCCGCCGCCGCCGCCUCCAGCUCGCCCUUCGCAAACGACUACUCGGUGUUCCAGGCCCCCGGCGUAUCGGGGGGCAGCGGCGGCGGGGGCGGCGGCGGCGGCGGCGGCUCCUCGGCGCACUCGCAGGACGGCUCCCACCAGCCGGUGUUCAUCUCCAAGGUGCACACCUCGGUGGACGGGCUGCAGGGCAUCUACCCGCGCGUGGGCAUGGCGCAUCCGUACGAGUCGUGGUUCAAGCCCUCGCACCCGGGCCUGGGCGCCGCCGGCGACGUGGGCUCUGCCGGCGCCUCCAGCUGGUGGGACGUGGGCGCGGGCUGGAUCGACGUGCAGAACCCGAAUGGCGCGGCGGCGCUGCCCGGCUCGCUGCACCCUGCCGCCGGGGGGCUCCAAACCUCGCUGCACUCGCCGCUUGGAGGCUACAACUCGGAUUACUCGGGCCUGAGCCACUCGGCCUUCAGCAGCGGCGCCUCUUCGCACCUGCUCAGCCCCGCUGGGCAGCACCUCAUGGACGGCUUCAAGCCGGUGCUGCCCGGCUCCUACCCGGACUCGGCCCCGUCGCCGCUGGCCGGGGCGGGGGGCUCCAUGUUGAGCGCGGGGCCGGCGGCGCCGCUGGGGGGCUCCCCGCGCUCCUCCGCCCGCCGCUACUCCGGCCGCGCCACCUGCGACUGCCCCAACUGCCAGGAGGCGGAGCGGCUGGGCCCCGCCGGAGCGAGCCUGCGGCGCAAGGGCCUGCACAGCUGCCACAUCCCGGGCUGCGGCAAGGUGUACGGCAAGACGUCGCACCUGAAGGCGCACCUGCGCUGGCACACUGGCGAGCGGCCCUUCGUGUGCAACUGGCUCUUCUGCGGCAAGCGCUUCACGCGCUCCGACGAGCUGCAGCGGCACCUGCGGACCCACACGGGCGAGAAGCGCUUCGCCUGCCCCGUCUGCAACAAGCGCUUCAUGCGCAGCGACCACCUCAGCAAGCACGUGAAGACACACAGCGGCGGCGGCGGCGGCGGCUCGGCGGGCUCGAGCAGCGGCGGCAAGAAGGGCAGCGACACCGACAGCGAGCACAGCGCCGCGGGCAGCCCGCCCUGCCACUCCCCGGAGCUUCUGCAGCCCCCCGAGCCCGGGCACCGCAACGGCCUAGAGUGACGCGCGCCCCGCGCCUGCCCCUCUUCCCGACCCCCCCUCUCACCCCGGUCCGCUUGGGCCCUGUCUGGCCUCAGCU
Messenger RNA from Diceros bicornis minor, 2405 nucleotides. It is a transcript of the gene SP8, whose product is annotated as Sp8 transcription factor. The record is from RefSeq and is a predicted model, not a curated record. Gene Ontology annotation, biological process: regulation of transcription by RNA polymerase II. The transcript has 2 exons. NCBI's taxonomy places the organism in Eukaryota, Metazoa, Chordata, Mammalia, Perissodactyla, Rhinocerotidae. Gene Ontology annotation, molecular function: RNA polymerase II cis-regulatory region sequence-specific DNA binding; DNA-binding transcription factor activity, RNA polymerase II-specific. The coding region runs from base 860 to 2329 and encodes 489 amino acids.